AUGUAUUUAAUUUUUGACAAUGCCAAGGAUCGGGCCACCGAAGCGCUCUACAUCAAUCAGAACUUUCGCCGUCAGGUACUCCGUCGCGAUGGCGAGACCUACAAGAUGAAGCACACCGAGUACCCCUUCGACGAUGAUAACGACCAGAAUGAUGCGUCAUGCGCCUACAAAUAUCGCAAAUUUUCGCUUGGCACUGGAGCCGACGGAAAGCCGAUCGAGCUUGUCGUGCGCACGGAGCAUGAUGGUGUUAUGGUCCGUGUCAAUGGGGAAGUGCAGACGCUGACUAUCAAGGCCUUCAACGAAUGGGACAGUACUCAGUCCAACGGUGUCGACUGGCGAUCAAAACUUGACGGGCAAAAGGGAGCUGUCCUCGCCACCGAACUCAAGAACAACGGCUGCAAGCUGGUCAAAUGGACGGUUCAGGCCCACGUCAUUCUCGGCACCCAGCAGCUGCGGCCCAUGGAGUUCGCCCAGAACAUCACGCUCAACUUUGACAACUGCUGGGGAAUUCUGCGCGUUAUUAUUGACAACUUGAUGAAGCGCAAGCCCGGCAAGUACCUGCUGAUGAAGGACCCGCACGCCCCAAUCGUACGCCUCUACGGGCUGCCCGACGGCACCUUUGACAGCGACGACGAGGGCCGCUCCGAAGAUGAUAAU
Molecule: messenger RNA, 657 nt
Organism: Mesorhabditis spiculigera
Lineage: Eukaryota; Metazoa; Nematoda; Chromadorea; Rhabditida; Rhabditidae
Source: the annotation of a GenBank genome assembly